CAGCGCGGGCGUCCCGGUCACCAACGCCAUGGACGAGCCGCGCGCCGCCGCCCGCCUGCGCCUGGUGCUGGGCCACCUCGGUCGCCCCGCGGCCGGCACCAGCGCCGUCGCUCACCCCACCUCAGGGGGUGUGUAUCCGGCCACUUCCCAUCCUCAAAAAUUCCAGUACACGCACGACAACAACUUGCUGAGCCUGGAGCAGAGGAAAUUCUAUGAAGAAAAUGGCUUUCUUGUCAUUAAAAAGCUGGUGUCUGACGAGAACAUCGAACGCUACAGGAAGGAGUUUGAGCGGAUCUGCAGGAAGGAGGUGAAGCCCCUCGGGCUGAUGGUCAUGAAGGACGUGAGCAUCGCCAAGACGGUCAAGGACUCCAACGAGCGGGUGGUGACCAAGGUGCAGGACUUCCAGGAGGAUGAGGAGCUCUUCAGCUACUGCAAGCUGCCGGAGAUUCUGAAAUAUGUGGAGUGUUUCACCGGCCCCAAUAUCAUGGCCAUGCACACGAUGCUGAUCAACAAGCCGCCGGACACGGGCAAGAAGACCUCCCGGCACCCGCUGCACCAGGACCUGCACUAUUUCCCCUUCCGACCCAGUGACAACAUCGUCUGUGCCUGGACAGCGAUGGAGCACAUUGACCGCAACAAUGGCUGCCUGGUGGUGAUCCCCGGCACGCACAAGGGUACCCUGCUGCCGCACGGCUACCCAAAAUGGGAGGGGGGCGUGAACAUAAUGUUCCACGGCAUUCAGGACUACGAUGAGAACAACCAGCGGGUGCACCUUGUGAUGGAGAAGGGGGACACGGUCUUCUUCCACCCACUGCUCAUCCACGGGUCUGGCCGGAACAAGACCCAGGGCUUCCGGAAGGCCAUCUCCUGCCACUAUGCCAGCGCUGACUGCCAGUACAUCGACGUGAAGGGCACCACCCAGGAGAACAUCGAGAAGGAGAUCGUGGACAUUGCGGAUAAGAUGCUGGGCCUUGAAGGGAAGCUCGACCUGAAGGAUGUCUGGCAGUUCCGAGCACGGCUUGUGAAGGGAGAGAGGAACAACCUGUGAGAGAACCCUUCGCCGCUGCCCUUUCUGAGACCCCAAGGAAACGGGACUCUCUGAAGAUGGUUUCCUCACGAGGCUGUGGGGAUCGUGGCUGGUGCCUGCUAACACAAUCAAAGUGUGGAUGCUGGGUCCGUGGGCAUGCGGGUGAUUUUGCCGCUUAAUUUACAGUGAGUUGCGCAGAUGCAGAGAUGGUGAGCUUGCAGUGUUACUAAGAGAACAGACUUAGGUCACCACUAAUAAAGCCAAUGGAUGUCUAACUAAA
Sorex fumeus (smoky shrew) is the source of this 1307-nucleotide messenger RNA. RefSeq names its product phytanoyl-CoA 2-hydroxylase (gene PHYH). The coding region runs from base 29 to 1048 and encodes 339 amino acids. Gene Ontology annotation, biological process: fatty acid alpha-oxidation. The record is from RefSeq and is a predicted model, not a curated record. Gene Ontology annotation, molecular function: phytanoyl-CoA dioxygenase activity. NCBI's taxonomy places the organism in Eukaryota, Metazoa, Chordata, Mammalia, Eulipotyphla, Soricidae. The transcript is spliced from 9 exons.